CCUGUGCGCGCUGCAUUAAGACGAAGAAGACGUCUCACCCGGGAAACUCACUUGGGAUAAAAAAAACACGAAGUCAGGAGUUUUAAACGUGCCUCAUUUGGACUGCGAGAGAUGCCACCAAAGAAAAGGACCAGAGUGAGUGAAAGACAAGCAGAACCAGGAAAAGAUGAAGACAGUGCAAAAGAAGCCGUUGGAGCUAGAAAGAAAGCAACGGGAGUAACAAAAGACAGCUCAAGCACACCCAGCUCUCCCGAGUACCGUCACUGGCUGAUGAAGUCUGAGCCUGAGAGCCGCUUUGAGAACGGCAUCGACAUGAAGUUCGGGGUUGAGGAUCUGAAGGCUCUGCCUGAUCAGACCAGCUGCUGGGACGGCGUGCGCAAUUAUCAGGCACGUAAUUUUAUGAGGCAGAUGAAAGAAGGGGACUUGGCUUUCUUUUACCACAGCAACUGCAAGGAACCGGGGAUCGCUGGAGUCAUGCAGAUUGUGAAGGAGGCUUAUGUUGACCAUACUCAGUUUGAUAAGAAAGACGUGCAUUUUGAUGCAUCCAGUAAAGCGGACAACCCUAAGUGGAGCAUGGUAGAUGUGCAGUAUCAGAGGAUGAUGAAGCGCUUUCUUCCUCUGUCCGAGCUGAAAAAGUAUCACCUGCAGCAUCGGACCAAAGGAGGGCCUCUAAAGGACAUGGCACUUUUUACGAGGGCCAGGCUCUCUGUGCAGCCCCUGACAUCUGAGGAGUUUGACUUUCUCCUGAGUUUGGAGGAUGAAGAGCCUUUGUGAGGACGAGAGAACACCAAACACUGUCCUAGCUACAUAGUUUUAUAUUUUUAUAUCAUGUGUAUAAUACAUAUAAUUAAAAGUGGUUCAAUUAUG
Messenger RNA from Labrus mixtus (cuckoo wrasse), 867 nucleotides. RefSeq names its product thymocyte nuclear protein 1 (gene thyn1). The record is from RefSeq and is a predicted model, not a curated record. The coding region runs from base 112 to 774 and encodes 220 amino acids. Gene Ontology annotation, cellular component: nucleus. The transcript is spliced from 8 exons. Lineage: Eukaryota; Metazoa; Chordata; Actinopteri; Labriformes; Labridae.